Molecule: messenger RNA, 2162 nt
Organism: Cherax quadricarinatus
Lineage: Eukaryota; Metazoa; Arthropoda; Malacostraca; Decapoda; Parastacidae
Source: RefSeq, a predicted model, not a curated record
GAUAUGACCAACAUAUGGGUGUAAUGGUGAGGGUAUUAACUUGGGUAGUGUGGCUUUGGGUGAGCAUAGCGGACAUCUCUCUUGCUCAUAGUUCCCAGGAGGACCCAUGUCUUCACCCACCUGUCAUCAGUGCUUGGUACACCCAUCAGGACGAGGCUAUUAAUGGCAAGCUUUGGCUGAGUGAUCACUUGGCUGUGGAGGUGGAUGGUGGCGAGCCCCAUGCUAAGUACCUGGCACACAAGUAUAACCUGCAUUAUGUUCGUCAAGUGUUCACCAACCCACCAGUGUACCACUUCCACAACAUGGACAGCAACGACAACAGGAAGAAACGAUCAACAAAUCUUAACGUCAUCAACUUACUUGCUCAGGAACCAAAGGUUAAGUGGGUUGACCAACAGAAGUUACUCAUUAGAAGCAAAAGGCAAUUAAUUUUUAAAACAAGACCAAGUAAAAAAUAUGAAGAAGAAAAUGAUCAAUGGAGUCCCAGAGAUAUAAAAGGAAGAGAGAGAUUCCAUAGCCUUCCUUCUAAUGUCCAGAAUUCAAGAACUAUGAUGGCUAAAUUGAGAAGAAGGCUCCCUGAAUUUGUUAGAAACAGAGAGCCGCAGUGGAGGGCACAGGAGAAUCUGGAUUACUGGACAAUGAAAGAAGAGGAACUGGAGAUAAACAAGAAUUCACUUUCACACAAACAAUCCACUGCACAAGAACCCAGUUUUAAGCAUAAAUUGAUGACCAUUCCACUCUUCAGAACCAUUGGCAACUCAGUUGACUUGGCCAGGGCCAGACUUGCUGCAUCUCGGUCUAUAAGGGAGUAUGAUGCACAACACUUUGUUGAUGGAGAUUAUGCUAGACCUUAUUUCCUAAGAAACAAUGUUUCUUUUAUUCAACCUAAGACCAUUAUUAAUACAGAACAUGAAAGCAAAGACAUUUACCUCAAUUCAAGUCAUUCAUCAUUAACCACUGGAAUAGAUGACUUUGGAAAAUGGAUAGAUAGUAUAGCAGAAACUACAAUGGCAUUUAACGAUCCCUUAUACAAGGAUCAAUGGUACUUGCACAACACAGGUCAGCUGGGGCAUGCAGGGUAUGACUUGAAUGUAACAUGGGCCUGGCUUCGAGGAUACACAGGACGUGGUGUUCACCUCUCCAUCCUAGAUGAUGGAAUCCAAACCACAAAUGCAGAUAUUGCAGCCAAUUAUUUUCCAGACAUUAGUUAUUCAGUGAUCCACGAUGGCCAGCCCUUGGAUGACCCAUCACCUAGAAUUGAUCCAAGUUUCAGCAAUUCUCAUGGCACUUAUUGUGCUGCUAUUGUAGCUGCCGUCCCAAAUAACUCCAUCUGUGGUGUUGGUGUGGCCUAUGAGGCCAAGGUUGGAGGUGUGCGUAUAGUGGAUGGAACUGUGACAGAUAUCCAAGAAGCAACAGCACUCUCUCGCCAUCUAGAUAAAGUGGAUGUAUUUAGUGCUUCUUGGGGUCCCAUGGAUGAUGGCACAAAGGUGGAGGGUCCUGGUAGGCUAGCCAAACAAGCAUUCCUUGAGGGUGUUACCAAGGGUCGAGACGGGAAGGGUAUAGUGUAUGUGUGGGCCUCAGGCAAUGGUGGAUUGAUGGGUGACAACUGCAACUUGGAUGGUUAUACUUCUUCUAUAUAUAGCCUAUCUGUAUCUGCUCUCACUGAAAUUGGUACAUCCACGUUCUAUGAGGAGCCAUGUGCAUCAACAUUAGCAGCUGUGUACGUAGGUGGUGACCAUUCACUCCAGGCUGCUAUUGAGCAACAAAAGCAACGCAAGAAGGCGUUACGGAUAGUAGUACCAGAGUUGGAUGGCCACUGUAGUGAGUCAUUCCAGGGAACUUCUGCUGCAGCUCCUCUUAUGGCAGGCAUUGUAACCCUUGUUCUCCAUGCUAAUCCGAACCUGACAUGGCGUGAAAAUGGCUAUGGAGCUGUUGAUGCUGGCAAGAUGGUUGAGGCAGCUCUCAAGUGGAAGAAUGUUACUCCUCAGACAACUGCCAUCUCGUCAUUGUUUAAUGGCUAUAGACAAUCCUCUCUAACUGUCACAGUAGCAAAGAAUACCGGUGAUGAAGUAAGUUUGACCUAUAGUAUGAAGUACAUAGCACAUGCCAUUGAUGGGAAUGAUAGAUACAGUGGACCCUCAACUAAUGGCGGCAUCAUCUAA